GGAUAAGUUGGUUUUCUGUUUAUUUGUUGUAGGUUGAAGAAUGUAAUAAGUUAAGUGCUGUUAUAUGUUUAUUAAAUAGAGUCGCCCACUGAAGUGUUUCACAAAUUUCUUUUAACAUUUUAAUACGAAGUAUCUUGAUAGUUAAACUGAACCACUAUAAUGUUAUGCCUUAUAUUUGAAACUGCUUUCAAAUGUCAUUCACUAGACGUGUGAAUUCAGUGUUCCGUUUUUAAAUACUACGAUUACCGUGUACCCACAUCUCGAUUAGGAACAACUAAUAUUUUUUAAGUUUUGACUAAAUGAAUUGAUAUUUUACGUGAUAGGUACUAAAACACGAAAAUGGAGGAAGCUAACGAAGUUUUAGUUUGUGCCUCAGAGUUUAUAAAAGAUCGCCUUUACUUUGUAACUUUGAAGACUGCAACCAAGCCGAAAUCUACAGCCAAUACGUUGUAUUUUUCAAUAGAUGAUGAGCUGGUUUAUGAUAACUUCUACUCGGAUUUCGGGCCUCUCAAUCUGGCAAUGCUGUAUAAAUACUGCACAGAGCUGAACAAAAAAUUACAGACAUGUAGCAGUAUACAAGCGCGCAAAAAGAUCGUCCAUUACACAACCAUGGAUAAUGAAAGAAAAAGAGUGAAUGCUGCUUUUUUGAUCGCUAGCUAUGCUAUAUUGUAUCUAGGGAGAAGUCCGGAUGAGGCCUACAGAUCGCUUAUUGGGAAAGGAAAUCCAAAAUUUCUAGCAUUCAGGGACGCUUCGUAUGGGGAAUCUGUGUACGAAAUAACGUUGAAAGACUGCUUGAAUGCCAUUCACAAAACUCAUUCGCUAGGCUUCUUCAAUUUCAAUGACUUCAAUGACGUAGAGUAUGAAUACUACGAGAAAGUACCAUUUGGUGACUUGAACUGGAUUGUUCCUCAAAAGUUUCUUGCAUUUUGUGGCCCUCAUGAGAAGAGUAAGAUCGAGAAUGGGUACCCUUUGCAUUCGCCUGAAACAUAUUUCAGUCAUUUCAAGGACAACAAUGUAACUACGGUUAUUCGAUUGAAUAAAAAAAUGUAUGAUGCAAAGCGCUUUACAGAAGCUGGGUUUACCCACAAAGAUUUGUUUUUCAUUGAUGGCAGUACGCCAAGUGAUUACAUAUUGAAGCAGUUCCUUACCAUCUCUGAGAACUCACCAGGAGCUGUAGCCGUUCAUUGCAAAGCUGGCCUUGGAAGAACUGGCUCACUUAUAGGGUGUUACAUAAUGAAACAUUACCGGCUUUCAGUCAAUGAAACGAUCGCUUGGAUAAGAAUCUGCAGGCCUGGCUCAAUCAUUGGCCACCAACAGGUCUGGUUGAGUGAGAAGGAGGCUCAAAUGUUUGCAGAAGGUGAAGAAUACAGACUGACCACCAAAGGCAACAAAAAUUUAUUUCCCAAACAUGAGUUUGGCAUCUACAGUAUAAAAUAUCUACAGAAUGUAAUGUCUAACAAGAGACAAGAAAUAAGAACGAUGUCGAAUCGCAAAACAUCAGACUCAUUGUCAAGGAUACUGCAUAACAGUAUGAAAAUCGAAGAUCAAAAAGAAGACAAAAAGUCAUCUGAUACUUUGAAGGAGUCGAGUUGCAAAGAAGUGAGGUGCAGGACGUCUGUAAUCACUCAAGGAGAUCGGCUCAAUCACAUUAAAGCUUCAAGAAAAUAUACCAAUCGGCCUUCCUUGAAUUCUGUGCAUAACAACAACAGUGUGAGUGGGCUGAGAACUGUGGGAAGGCUCCCUGGACGAUGUACUGUCUCAAGCAGUCCAAGCUCGGCUUCCCCUGUCAGAACCAGCAAGGGCAGUGGCACUGUGGACCCAGCAAACAAUCACAAGUAUCUUCCUCGAUCUCCGAUGAUCUUGAACAACUUGAACAAGAGAUCUCUUUGUAACACCAAAGUUAAUUUGAGCCACACGUUGAGACCGCUGACCCGGUCGGUAUCCAAAGCUUCGACCAUCCCUGGCCUGAGUGCAGGCAUGACACUUCGUAGCUCCAGCCAGUAAGUCUCUCUAUGUAUC
Messenger RNA from Nilaparvata lugens (brown planthopper), 2019 nucleotides. Its product is annotated as dual specificity protein phosphatase CDC14C. Gene Ontology annotation, cellular component: spindle pole; centrosome; nucleolus. The coding region runs from base 340 to 2004 and encodes 554 amino acids. Gene Ontology annotation, molecular function: protein serine/threonine phosphatase activity; protein tyrosine/serine/threonine phosphatase activity. Gene Ontology annotation, biological process: microtubule cytoskeleton organization; positive regulation of cytokinesis; cilium assembly. The transcript is spliced from 12 exons. Lineage: Eukaryota; Metazoa; Arthropoda; Insecta; Hemiptera; Delphacidae. The record is from RefSeq and is a predicted model, not a curated record.